CCCAAGAGGAGCCGAGCGUUCGGGCUCCGGGUCCCCGGACCUGUCGUGGAACACCGGGCUUACUGGGUCCGCCCACCCUGCUAGUGGCAGGGUCCGGGCUGGUGUCCUUGCAAGGGGCCCAAGAGGUCCCGGCCUGAAACGUGGGCGGCAGCCCCUCCUGGUGUCUCCCCUCAGCCAUGGACAAUCCUAGCCUUCGUGAGAUUCAACAGCCUUUGUUGGCAGACACAGGCUGUGAGCCCUCUGCCCAGAAGCCUGGCAAGCCUGAGCUGGGGCCCCUUUUAAGAGAGACAGCUUUUGUGGAAUCCCUGAGAGGCUGGCAGUUUCUACUACCACCUCUUCCCUCUGUGAGUGCUGGCCUGGGAGAGCCAGGGCCUCCUGACGAUGAGGACAUAUCAUCCAGUGACAGUGACUCAGAUUGGGAUGGGGGCAGCCAUCUCUCCCCACUCCUACCCCCUGACCACCUUGGACUGGCUGUCUUCUCCAUGCUGUGUUGUUUCUGGCCUGUGGGCAUUGCAGCCUUCUGUCUGGCCCAGAAGACCCGCCCUAGCUGUGCCCCUGCAGCCCCCACUGUGAACCCAGAGCUGGGCAUCCAAGCACAUCUGAGGGCAGAGUGGGAGAAUCCUGGUGGAUGAGGUGGCAGCAGCAUCCAGAGAUGGGAGUGAGCUGGACUACCCCUUUCCCUUCUUGACCAUUCACCUGGUGGUGACAGCUGUGACAGAUUAAACACCAGACAUCCUCGCAGCCAAACCAGAGUCUGUGUGCGUGUGGUAAAAUGGAAGGGUUGGGAUGUCUGACAACAGAAAGGGACUGGCCAGGGUGACAGGCUGUGGUGGCCAUCCCCAGGGUGCUCUGAGGCCUGAGCUGCAGAAGGGGAUGAAGGUUUCCAAAGUGCAGAAUGGGGCUUGUGCAGUGGCUCACACCUAUAAUCCUAGCACUCUGGGAGGCUGAGGUGGGUGGGUCACUUGAACUCAGGAGUUUGAGACCAGUCUGAACAAGAGUGAGACCCCCUCCCACCUCUCUACUUAAAAAGAAAAAAAAAUAGCUGGGUGUGUUAGCACUUGCCUGUAGUCCCAGCUACUCUGGAAGCUGAGGCAAGAGGAUCGCUUGUGCCCAAGACUUUUGAGGUUGCUGUGAGAUAUGAUGAAGCCAUGGCACUCUACUCAGGGCGACACAGUGAGACUCUUGUCUCAAAAAACAAAACAAAAAUAAAACCCCUAAACUGCAGAACAUUGUCUCCCCAGCACUGGUGGUUAGCAAACAACUAAACAGUUGGUUCCAAGUCCUUACUCCACUUGUUAGCUGUUUUAACCUUAGUCCAGAUGGACUUCAGCCUCACUUUUUCUCAUCUGCAAAAUGGAAUUGAUUUGCUCCCUCAGGCUGUGGUGAGGACUAAGUGCAUCAUAUAUAAAAACAGCUAUUUGAUGUCUGCCUCCAGC
Nycticebus coucang (slow loris) is the source of this 1436-nucleotide messenger RNA. It is a transcript of the gene TMEM91, whose product is annotated as transmembrane protein 91. The record is from RefSeq and is a predicted model, not a curated record. Gene Ontology annotation, cellular component: intracellular membrane-bounded organelle; membrane. Bases 177 to 632 code for a protein of 151 amino acids. The transcript has 4 exons. NCBI's taxonomy places the organism in Eukaryota, Metazoa, Chordata, Mammalia, Primates, Lorisidae.